Ambispora leptoticha is the source of this 1461-nucleotide messenger RNA. The record is from the annotation of a GenBank genome assembly. Lineage: Eukaryota; Fungi; Glomeromycota; Glomeromycetes; Archaeosporales; Ambisporaceae.
AUGAUUAUUCCAAAAUUAUCGGUUAUUGUUUCCUUGUUAUGCUCCGUGACAAUUUCGUACGGUGCACCUAAUUCGUUCGGUAUACCCAGUAAUUUCGAUCCAAUUAAACACGUCCUUCUCAUCUCAAUCGACGGUCUCCAUCAAAAGGAUGUUGACGUGUUUACCAAAUCCAAUCCGAACUCUGCUAUUGCCUCCCUUCUUAAAAAUGGUGUAUAUUUCAACAAUGCUACAACCUCCUUACCCAGUGAUUCCUUUCCCGGUCUCACAGCUCAAGUGACAGGUGGCAGACCAGGAACUACUGGUGUUUGGUACGAUGAUGCAUGGGAUGGUACAUAUUUCGCACCCGGCAGCAAUUGUAAAGGAACUCCUGGUUAUAACACAGUUUGGGACGAAUCACUUGACGCCAAUUCUACUGCGGUGUUUACAACCCUCGAUGAAAGUAAGUUGCCAUUAAGAAUUGUCGGAGGUCAAUGUCAAAAAGUUGAGCCUUGGCAAUUUCUUCGAGUCAACACUAUCUUUGAGGUCGCCAAGAAACACAAUCUUGUAACAGCUUGGUCCGAUAAACUACCUGCCUACUCCUUUAUUCGUGGUCCUUCCGGAACUGGUGUUGAUGAUUUGUAUGUUCCCGAAAUCAAUGGGGUCAAUAAAACCGAUAUCCAAGCCGUUGAAGGCUAUGAUAAACUUCAUAUCGCUGCUGUACUCAAUUGGAUCAAAGGUCUAAAAUCGGAUGGCAAGACACCUUUCACGGUCCCAUCCAUCUUCGGUUGCAAUUUCCAAACUGUCAGUGUUGCUCAAAAAGCUGUUGGUUAUAAGGAUGCUGCAGCUAAUCCUACAGAUGAUCUCCUUAAGGCUUUCUUAUUUGUAGAUGAUGCUAUUAAACAAUUCAAGGAUGCUUUGGACCAAGCAAAGUUAUCGCAAAACACAAUUAUCAUCCUUUCCGCAAAACAUGGUCAAUCUCCUAUAGAUCAAACAAAAUUAAAGAAAAUUUCUCCUGAUGCAUUAACAGCUCAAGUUGGUGUUCCAAUCAAUCAACUAACGACGGACGAUGUUGCGCUCUUCUGGUUGAAAAAUCAUUCCGAUUCAAAAGUUGCUGCGGACAGACUUCGAGCUAAUGCCACUGCUCUCGCCAUUACAACAGUCUAUGAAGGUGACAGUCUUAAGAGUGAAUUUUCUUGUGACCCACUUAAAGACCCUCGAUGCCCCGAUAUUGCAAUAAAAACCAAUCCCGGUGUUAUCUACGUUAAGCCAUCCGCAACUAAGAUUGCCGAACAUGGUGGUUUUAACGAAGAUGAUAUCCACGUUCCAAUUAUCGUCGCCAACCCCCUGAUUAAUGCUAGAGUUGAUUCUCGCCCUGUUGAAACUCGCUCGAUUGCGCCUUUCAUUCUCGCCGUUCUCGGCGUCUCGCCAAUUGAAUUGGAAGCCGUCGUUAUUGAGAAAACUCCAAUUCUUCCGGCUCUUUAA